AUGGAGGGCUAUCCAUCCGACUUGAAGAAACAAACUCCCGCCCCAGUUGCGGAUGCACCAUCUGCACCUCCUUCGGCAGAACCCGAGCACAAUACCCCGGUCAAUGGUGAGGUCAAGUCCAUCGAGGAAGACCCGGUCAACGACGAUAACCUCACUCCGCCCCCAGACAGCCCAAUGUCGGACCCUUCUGACCCACCACACAACACGCUGGAGGACGAGAUUGUAGUCGGCACCAACGCCAACGGCACCAAGUCAUCGCCCCUGCGUGUCACUUCGGACCAGGAGGACGUUGAUAUGGAGGAUGCCGAAGAUCGUACUCCCAUCUCGCACUACCCCAAGCGCAAGCGCGCCUCGGUCUACAACGAGCUGAACGAAGACAAGAUUGAGAACAGCAUGGCGGCAGGCGACGAGAGCGACAUGCGUGUUGGCCCCGGCAGGCCGAGGACCCACGGUAUGGCCGGUGUCAAAGGUGUCAUCUUGGGGUACUGGCGCGAUUCUGAGGUACCUAAUGAGGAGGAUAAGCAUGCGGUUAUCGGCUUCAUUGAUGUCCGCGAUCGUCUGCGUACCCGUGUCCAGCCCAUCAACCGUGCCGGCAAGCUCGUUAUUAACGAGUGGCCCCUCCCGCCUGGUCCCGGUGGUAGCUGGGUCACUUUCGAGCGUGUCGUCUUCAACAAGCAUCUCGUUAAUCUCGAUCACAACCAGGUCAAGGAGUACGUCAAGAUCCGCACCGAGGCCAUAGGUGUGCAUGAGACCGAAGAGGAGAUGGAGGCCAAUGACAAGGCCGCUGUCAAGGAGGCCAUCAGGCGCGUGCAGGAGAACCCUCCUGUCGAGACGGCCACGGCACCUGCCAUUGCCUACGGCCCAGAGAUCCCCGAGCAUGCCGUAGUGAACCACCGCCCAGAGAUGAAGAAGCGACGGACGGGCGGGGUUGGCACCAUCGCGGAUGGCGUCGCUGCCCCUCCCCGAAACCUCAUCGACACUCUUCCCGGCACCCGCCCCACAAAGAUCCUCCUCGGCUACUGGAAAGGCUCGAGCGAGCCUCGGCCAGAGGACCGCCAUGCUGUCUUCGGCAUCCUGGGCGCCAACGACAUGUUCCGGGUCAAAGUUACGCGCGAGACUCGCGACGGUCGGCACGUGUCGGGCAACUUCCCAACCGGAGCCGGUGCCCUGUGGAUCCACUGGGAAGAGGUCGAGUUUGAGCCUCACAUCAAGCCGCUGGCGCGCCCAGAGAUCAAGGAGUACGUUCGCGUACGCCAGCAUCAAAUCGAUAACGGCGAAUCUCCUGAGGACCGAAUCGGAAACGAGACCAAGGCCGUCUACGAAGCCCAGCAGCGUGUUACCAGCGUUACGAGGCCCGAGGCUCUCCAAAAUCUCACUUAUGGCAAUGUCGGUCCAGCCGUAGCUCCUGCGCCCGCCGUUCCGAAUGGAGAGGAUGGAUAUCCCGAGCUCAAGGCGAAGCGCGAGUACACUGGACAUGAGCUGCGCCAGUCCCGCCGCAAUCUUCCCGACUCCAAGGACGCUGCUCGAGCUCCUCGAUAUUCCCUGCCCGAGGCUUCUGAGCUUCGGGCUGCGAAUCGCACCCCUAGCAACUUGGGUAACGAGGACAACAUCACUAGAUCCAACAACAUUGCCAGGCGCGAGAUCGCUCGCUUCGAGGCUCGACAGAUGCGGAAUGAUCAGCGCGCCGCCAGCCGCGAGGCCACCGCGUCCCGCGAGAACAACAAGGCCCUCUUCUCGGAUCAAGUCGGCCGUCUUAACAAGGUGUGGGCCGCCCAGGAGGCCAAUCGUCUCAAGGCCGGCACUGAAGAUGCCAAGAUCCACAUGGGAGUCAAGUACGAGCGCAAGCAGACCGGCCCCUUCCAGGGCAAGCUCGUCAGCCAGGGGACUAUCAUCUCGAUCGACGGCGAAGACUACGUCGAGUAUCGCGUGCUCACCAAGCCUACCUUCUUCUAG
Thyridium curvatum is the source of this 1953-nucleotide messenger RNA. RefSeq lists its product as uncharacterized. The record is from RefSeq and is a predicted model, not a curated record. The transcript is spliced from 2 exons. Lineage: Eukaryota; Fungi; Ascomycota; Sordariomycetes; Thyridiales; Thyridiaceae. The coding region runs from base 1 to 1953 and encodes 650 amino acids.